Molecule: messenger RNA, 512 nt
Organism: Erinaceus europaeus (western European hedgehog)
Lineage: Eukaryota; Metazoa; Chordata; Mammalia; Eulipotyphla; Erinaceidae
Product: transmembrane protein 39B-like
Exons: 4
Coding region: 1-351 (116 amino acids)
Source: RefSeq, a predicted model, not a curated record
AUGCUCUUUGCAUGGGCAGAACUUGGGCACGAUGGUGCUUGUGUAGGACUUUCCGAGCCAGGAGGACGAAGAGGUCCCAAUAGGACAUCCUACUGUCGGAACCCUCUCUGUGAGCCAGGACCCUCAGGAGGCUCUGGUGGGGGCCACACCUCCAGUGCAUCAGUCACCAGUGUUCGUUCCCGUGCCAGGUUUGGAAUGUACAUUCCGUUCCUGCAGCUGAACUGUGACCUUCGAAAGACAAACCUCUUCAGCAACAUGGUCUCCAUGGGUCCUCGGGAGGCUGUCAGUGGACUGGCAAGGAGCCGGGACUACCUGCUGACACUAUGGGAAACGUGGAAACAGCACACUUGACAGUUGUAUGGCCCAGAGGCCAUGCCCACCUAUGCCUGUUGCCUGUCUCCCAGCCUCAUCCACAGUGAGGUGGAAUACCUCAAGAUGGACUUCAACUGGCACAUGAAGGAAGUGCUGGUCAGCUCCAUGCUGAGUGCCUAUUAUGUGGCAUUUGUACCUGU